AUGCGUUCCGUGGAAGGUCUUCACGAUGACUUCGACUGUGCUCCAUCCACCUCAAAUGCUGGAGAACCCAGGCCUGUAGCUGAAGCUACUGCUCGCGAAGAAGAAAUUGUCAAAAUGUGGAUGCAAAUGGAUGAGAAGCUUGAAGAAAACGCUCGCCAGCAUAAUCUUUCAACAUUCAAUGUUAAAAGUAUCCUACAUCACUUUAUCAAAAAUCCCUCAACUCUGGCAAUGUUUAUGGGAAUUGCCGACGGAGCGAGCAGUAGUGGUCUACCGUCUGUGAAAAUAACUCGAUCGAAAGUGAAGAAGGAAGAUUGUAUGAAUGAAUUGAAGUUAAAACCUGUAAAUACCACUUUUUCUUCGAAAAGGCCACAUUCUUUUUUAGAUUUAUCAUACGAUGAUGAAGAAGAUGAUGAAGAUUAUCAACCUUCUGAAUCUAACGCUGACGAAGCUGCUGCCAGUGAAGCUGAUGACACUUCUCUAGAAGGUGAUGCUUCUGAUAACCAGGAGGAGAUGGGCUCUGAUGUUACAUUAACGGAAGAGGUGGUUGGAAUGUCUGUUGAAAACGACAAGGGAUAUGAGCUGAGAUCGCGGACUUCCAAUUUGAAUGAUGCUGCCAUUCACGACGAAUUAGCAGAUAGUAAUAAUGAAAUAAUUAUGACUAGAGAGUCCGAUGUUUUCUUAAACGUAGAUGAUUGUUAUAGAGAAUUUUUGUGUGGCUUACAAGAAGCUGAAACUAAACAAGAUAAUAACCUGGAUGUUGGGGAUGACGAUGAUACAGAUUACAAUCCGCAGGAAGACUUGGAGUUUGAAAAAGAUGCAGUUGAUAAAGAAGAAGUAAUGGUUAAUCGGUUUACGGAGAUCCCUAGAAGAGAAGUUGAAGGGAUGUUUCGAGAUCUACUUGAUGAGAAAACUAUCAAAGAAACGAUGCCAGCUCUUAUUCCAAUAGAAACCGCGAGUCUUUCUGUGUUAGACAAGCUAGACGAGAAAAAAAGAGCGAGAAGAAGUCAGCAUUUUGUAAAAACGGCUGAAGUACCAGUAUAUAACGAUUCUUGUACUUUAUUGAACGAGAGCAUACCCGUUUAUUUCCGGAAGUGUGAAUACGAUCAGCUGCUGAUUCAACUAGAACAACACGUUCAAUUAUUAACGCAAGGUGUAGUAUUGUGCAACAACGACCCAAAACUGUUUUCGACAAAGGACAAGUUCCAACAAAUGAUUAAUGAGCUCGAUGAGAAAUAUUAUGAAUAUGGAGUUAAUUCGUUCUACAACAUCCUCAACCUUGAAGGUUCCAUCAAAACAUGUCAUGACAUCUUGAAAAUAAAGGAAGUUUCCCCUGCUGAUGUAAAAUGGGCGAACUCAAUAUUUCGAAUUGGGUUCUAUCCUCGACCUGAAGCAUGCGUGGCUUUGUCUCGAAGUGAAGCUAUAAUAUAUCCAAAAUUAGUGCCCUUGUUACAACCUGUUGGCGACCAUUCUGCUUCUCCAUUCUGCUCUCCUUUUUUCUCUCCCUGUGAUAACUUAUUACUGGCCUUGGGUCUUUUGCAAUUCGGACAUGUACCAAAUGCAUCUAGGAAGGAUUAUGCCGGAAGAUAUUACAUGAUAACUAAACACGUGCUGAGAAACAAAUCAACAUCUCAGAUCAGGAAUCAUUUGAAAAAUGUCCGAGCCCGAAGGGACAGUAAUAUACUGUAUAAGAUUAUAGCUGAUGCGGAAGACGGUUAUCCCAAUUUGAACAUUUCACCUACUGCUGUUGAAAAAGUGGAAGAUGUUAUGUCCAAGUGGCCGGAUAGUUUGAAACCUGUUUGGUUUAAUGAGUUUUGGAAAGUUUUCGAACUAGAGUCCAUGUACCUGAUUAGAAAAAUACCGAUUGCUCCUAUUCCCCCACUUCUCCCGAAGAGUUCGAGUAAAAAGGCUGAUAAGAAAUCAAAGCAACCUGGUGAAAUUUCGAAACGAUCGUCAAGAGCUUCGUCGACCGUAUCCUCGAUGGAGCUUAGAUGUUAUACUCCAGGUUCAAGAGAAGCGUCUCAAACACCGGCUCGAUGUGUUCCGAUAAACAUGCCAAAUAAUGGAGCAAUUAUAGUUGGUUCUCCAUCAGUAGGAUAUCAAUUGAUCAACAUUUCUGAACAGCAAAUGUUCUUUGUAAGUAAUCCGGAUGAUUCCAUGAAAAUCCCUCUCGACGAACUGAUUAAAACUCAAUCAGAAGGCAUACUAGAAGAAACACUGACUUUGGAACCGUCUGACAAACAGGAGGAAAAGCCUGUGUCACCUCCAAAAAAAAGCAGCAAAGUGGAUAGGAAGCCUCCGACACGGAAAAGAGUCAGAUGUAGCUCCAGGGAGAAAUCUCCGCCUGUGAAGAAAAGACCUCUAUCAGUUGUCAGUGAUCAGAGUGGCACCAUGAGCACGAGAAGCAGAGGAAAGAGAGGAAUUUCUCCCAUUUUGAAAGACUCUCCUACCCCACUAAGAACCAGAUCGGCUUUACGGAAACAGAAACAAGCGAGCGUGGUAGUUGAAUCUGUAACAGAGCCGGAGAAGGACGAAACAUUCAUGGAAAUCACGCCUGAGCCUGUUCUAGUCACUCCAUCACUUGAACCUCGUACAAUAUCAGCUCAAUCUCUUGACUCUGAUGUAUUACCUGCGACAAAUUCUUUGGCGUCGGGAACAAUAUCAGUUUGCAGUUCCAUAUCUCAGAAAAUCAACGAUGAAAUGCGUUCCGUUUCCUCUCUGACACCUACAACCUCAGAAAUGGAUGGUUUACAGCGGCAAAACAUGUAUUCUUCUACUACUGAUUAUUCCGGUUACAUACUUCCAACGCCACGUGAGCAUAGUAGAGUUGAGAUGAAUUCCUGUAUUCCAAGGACUCCUAUUCCCAGAACACCUUCUGAUUCUUCUAUCUCUUCUCCUUUAUGCUUGUCGUUAACAAAAUCUGAGAUUUGUGAGAACACGGUGAUACCGCUCACUCCUCGAGAUGACGAUUGUUCACAAAGCCCAUCUAUUCCAAUUCAAAAACAUAACUUGUUCAGCAAAGCUCAUAUGUACGAAAGUACCUCUCAGGCAGUUCGUUCAUUGUUCUCGCAGGUUGACUCCGAUUCAUGUUCUUCUAAAGAAAACUAUUUUGGCACUAGUGAGCCGAGUCAUUACAUUCCUGCCGAAGUGUCUAAUAAUGUUUAUGAGGGAAUAUGUGAAGCAGCUAAUAAGAGUUUUGAAGAUGAUUGUGAUGAACUUACGUUAGGCUCCAGUAUGCAACACUCUGAUGAAGUCAGAACGGCAGUGGAUGACAUCCGAAAGCGAGGGAAAAAGAGAACUAGAGAAGAGAGGAACACUGAUGGCUGUUGGGGAAUGCUGAAUACCUCUUAUCGAAAUCGGCAAGAAUCUGCAGUUGCAAAAAAAAUAGUUGCUGAUGUGAAACAAAGACUUUCAAUGCACAACGAAGUCUACUCGCAAGUCGAAAGAAUUAUGAGUUGUAGUCUCAAUCAGAAAGGAAAAAUCGCACAGCUUCAACAGCUUCUAUCCAAAGACCACUCGGAUGUUUUGUGUCUUCUAUCACUUUUCGUAGAACCUGAGUCGCUAACCAAACAACUCUUAAAAUGCCCACUGAGGAAAAGUUAUAAAGACGCUUUCAAUAUUCUUUAUUCCAUCGACGCAUACGUUACAUAUGCUAAACUGAGGCCUUCAUCGAAAUUUCUCUUCAGAUCGAUUUCAAAAAUAGAUAACAUUUCCAAUAACAUCUAUGGGUUCCUUCAAGAUAUUUUUGAAAAUGAAAAACCUCUGUGGUCGUACCUGAAAAAGUUUUCUACUUUACCUUUUGAUGAUAGUCCAAAUAUAUCCGAUUACGAGUUUGUUGAUUUGACAAAGAAGGAUGAGUUGUCGGAGGAGAAACACUACGAAUGCAUUUCUGAUUUGAGCGAGAUCAUUGGAACAGCGCCUUCAAAGAAAGGAACGAAACUACAGGUGAAUGGUGAUUACUUGUACAGUUUGAAUGGCAACUCAUACGUCUCUACCAAAGUCAAGUUCUCAUCGGAGAAUAGAAAGAUUGAACAAGUAGAUGAAAGCUUAAUGUACAAAUCACCUCCUCAAUCUCCUUCUGGUAAACGAGAAAGUAUCAUUCCAUGGAAAAAAGCAGAAGAUCUCUCAUUAUUGACUACUUAUACGGGAUUAGAUGGCGAAAUUACGAAUGCUCUACCAGAGUUGAGUAAAUUAACCUCUAGGAGCGAGGAUGAAGUCCGUUCUCGCAUACAAUUUCUACUUUCUUUUGUAUAA
This is a messenger RNA of Auanema sp. JU1783, 4251 nucleotides long. The record is from the annotation of a GenBank genome assembly. NCBI's taxonomy places the organism in Eukaryota, Metazoa, Nematoda, Chromadorea, Rhabditida, Rhabditidae.